Molecule: messenger RNA, 1872 nt
Organism: Rhea pennata
Lineage: Eukaryota; Metazoa; Chordata; Aves; Rheiformes; Rheidae
Gene: MOB2
Product: MOB kinase activator 2
Exons: 5
Coding region: 96-896 (266 amino acids)
Biological process (GO): positive regulation of protein phosphorylation; signal transduction
Cellular component (GO): cytoplasm; nucleus
Molecular function (GO): protein kinase activator activity
Source: RefSeq, a predicted model, not a curated record
AGGCGCUCGCCGGGGAGAGCGCAGCGCCGCGCCGGGCUGUGCCGCGCCGCGCCCGGCUUUUCCGCCCGCUCCUGCCGCCGGCGCCGCGCUGUACCAUGGUCGGGGAUCACUGCAGCCUCCCCGGUGAUCGGCCCGUGCUCGCCCAGAGCCCCAAACCUGGACUAAGCUGCAAAAUGGUCCUGCAGGCGGUGGGCAAAGUGCUGCGGAAGUCCAAGGGAAAGCCAAAUGGUAAAAAGCCAGCACCGGAAGAGAAGAAACUUUACCUAGAGCCAGAAUACACAAAAUCAAGAAUUACUGACUUCGAAUUCAAAGAGCUAGUGAUGUUACCGCGAGAAAUAGACCUGAAUGAAUGGCUAGCCAGCAACACAACAACUUUCUUUCAUCACAUCAACUUACAAUAUAGUACAAUCUCAGAAUUCUGUACAGGAGAGUCGUGUCAGACCAUGGCAGUGUGCAAUACACAGUACUACUGGUAUGAUGAGCGGGGAAAGAAGAUCAAGUGCACUGCUCCUCAGUAUGUUGACUUCGUCAUGAGUUCAGUGCAGAAACUAGUGACAGAUGAGGACGUCUUUCCAACAAAAUACGGCAAGGAAUUCCCAAACUCAUUUGAGUCCUUAGUGAAGAAGAUCUGCAAGUACCUGUUCCAUGUGCUGGCCCAUAUCUACUCCUCACACUUUAAGGAGACUUUGGCACUGGAGCUGCACGGACAUUUAAACACACUCUACACACACUUUAUCCUAUUCAUCAGGGAAUUCAACCUGGUGGACCCUAAAGAGACCACCAUCAUGGACGACCUCACAGAGGUCCUCUGCAGCAGCAGCGGGAGCAGCAGUAACGGGAGCGGCAGUGGGAGCAGCAACAGCGCAGGAGCACAGAACCAUGUGAAAGAGAGAUGAGCCUUCCCUGCAGGAUCAAAACUAACAUUAAAAACAAUAUUAUAUAUUUUGUAUGUAUAUGUUCAGAUAUACAUACAGGCAUUACACAGCAGUGAAAGUUGAAAGAAAUUAUGCUGCCACCACAGGACAUGUAGUCGUAUGGGACUGUAUGGAGCUUUGGUUUAAUGCGCCAGCUGGCGUGAAGUUGCACCAAUUUUAUUUUAUUUUCUGUCCACUCCUUUUACCUGUUCAGAUGGAUUAUGAGUGCUGUUUUUAGAGAAGAGCCAAGCUUGAGAGUGGGGCCACUCUUGUUUUUUUGGUUUGGUUUGGUUUUUCUUUCUUUGGUCUUGAGUGCAAGCCCUCUAUCUUUCUAGGAUGGUGGUCCUGCCAUUUUUAAAAAAAUAUCUAUUAUAAGUGACUUUUACUUUGAAGUGGCUUAAAAAUACAGAUUUGUUUGUUUUUGGGGGUGGGGGUUGGUUUUUUUGGUUUGGUUUCACAUAGACUGCCCCUCUCCAUGCCAAAAACUCCUCAGUCAAGUGCAUCUUGCCCUUUGCUAGCUUGGAAUGGGAAGAAACUCCUGGCUUGACUAGAGUAGCAAUUAGGGGGGCUUGCUACAGGUUGAGAGUGGGUGCGAUCUUCCAGUUGUCCCAUCUGCCUGGUCACAGCCUGUGAACGUGCAAGAAGAUCCACAAGUCUUUCUGCUUAUUGCUCCUACAACACAUAUACUCUCCUCUCUGCUUCCUCUUGCCCCGCCUUCUCUUUUUGCAGGCACACCUCUAUGAACAAAAAGAGUAAGAAAGAUCACUGGAGCCCAAAACCCAUGUGCAAGGGCCAUCACCAUUUACUUCCCACUGAAAGGAGGCCCCGGGGGGAGGAGGGUACAUUGGAGUCAGUCCACUGCCUGUGCUAGAAAGAUGGCUGUUGGCAUAAAAUUAUAUCGUUGGCUUAUUUUAGUUCAUCUGUUCUAUAAUAAUAAAAACAAAUCUAUCAGCCAUAA